Messenger RNA from Bolinopsis microptera, 2106 nucleotides. RefSeq lists its product as uncharacterized. The record is from RefSeq and is a predicted model, not a curated record. The transcript has 4 exons. Bases 1 to 2106 code for a protein of 701 amino acids. Lineage: Eukaryota; Metazoa; Ctenophora; Tentaculata; Lobata; Bolinopsidae.
AUGACGCCCGAGGAUGAAGUGAAGUUUAAGAGUGCAACAAUCUGUCACAUUUGUAACAGAAAAUUGAACUGGGAAUCUGAAAAAAAUUACCCAGUUCGAGAUCAUGACCACUUGCAGAAAAAGAAUAACUUCAGAGGUGCAGCAUGCAAUUCCUGCAACAUAAACUAUUUCAACAGAACUAAAAAAGUUCCAGCAUUUGCACAUAACCUAAAAGGAUAUGAUCUCAACCUCUUCCUACUAGAUUUGACAAAACGAGUCGAGAGAUUGGAUGUAAUCCCUGAGACACUUGAAAAGUUCAAAGCUGUUUUUACUGACAACUUUAUUUUCUUGGACAGCUUUGCAUUUCUUUCUACUUCCCUUGAUAGAUUGGCAUCAAAUAUGAAAAAGUCAGGUGUCGAAAAGUUCAAGCAAUUAAAAGAAGAGUUCCCAGAAAACUACGAACUUUUGUCAGAAAAAGGCGUAUAUUUCUAUGACUAUGCUUCAUCUUUCUCAGUUUUUUCGGAGAAGAACCUACCACCCAAGCAAGCGUUUUACAGUAAACUGAGGGAAGAAGACAUCUCAGAUGCUGACUACACUCGAGCUCAAGAUGUCUACAAAACCAUGAACUGUCAAUCUUUGCUCGAUUACAUGGAGAUUUAUGUAAAAACAGAUGCUCUCAUAUUAUGUGAUGUAUUUGAGAGUUUUAGAAAACUUUGCUUGGACUACUAUGGCCUAGACUGUUGUCACUAUAUGAGUUUGCCAGGAUUUUCUUGGGAUGCGAUGCUGAAGAUGACAAAUGUGAAUAUCGAGUACAUGACUGACAUUGACAUGUACACCUUCAUUGAGAAGAAUCUGCGAGGAGGAGUCACUACGGUUAACCAUCGUCAUUUCAAAGCCAACAACCCUUAUUUGGACGACCAUGACACAACAAAGCCUACAUCGUUCAUCCAUUAUGUGGAUGCAAAUAACCUUUAUGGAAAGUCAAUGUCGUACAAGUUGCCAUAUAAGAAUUUUAGAUGGCUAGACAGGGAUGAAAUAGAUCUACUUGACACUUCCAAGAUAGACCCAGAAGGGGAAACAUGCUAUAUUUUGGAAAUUGAUCUGCACUAUCCAGCGUUUCUUCAUGACUACCACAAUGAUUACCCCCUCGCUGUGGAGAGCAAAAUGAUUGAAGAACAUCAAUUAUCACCCUUCAACAAAAAGUUUCUGGAACUACACAGUGAAAAGUUUAAGGCCUCACGCAAACUUGUUCCUGAUUUGAAAGAUAAGAAACAUUUCGUAUGCUCCCUGAAAACCCUCCAGUUAUGCGUCAACAAAGGGCUUGAAGUUGAAAAGAUUCAUCGGGUUUUAGCCGCAGACCAAACAGAUUUUGUGACUCCGUACAUUGAAUUCAACUCCACAAAAAGACAAAAUGCACAAUCGGAUUUUGAGAAAGACUUCUUUAAGCUUGCCAAUAACUCCAUUUACGGAAAGUUUAUUGAAAGUCUCAGAAAUCGCACAAAUGUUGAGAUAGUGAAAGAUCAAAAAUCUGCAAAACGUCUUACUUCUAAACCACAGUUCAUUGGUUUUCACAUGCUGGAUGACCAAACAACUGUUGUACAAUCAGUAAAACGCAAUUUAGUCCUGAACAAACCCAUAGCUUGUGGAUUUAUUGUAUUGGAAAAUGCGAAAAACAUCAUGGGGGAGUUCUGGUAUGAUGUUCUCAAACCAAAAUAUGGAAACGACAUCAAACUUAUCCUUAGUGAUACCGACAGCUUCAUCUAUGGUGUUUUCACCAGGGAUGGAUAUGAAGAUUUUCUAGCCAGUCAUCGAUAUAGCUUCCAUCGUAAGAAUGACAUCUAUGAGAAUAAAAAUGUGUCUGAUGAUGAGUCCAUUACAACAAACAACUCUGGAAACAAGAAUGAUCAGAAACACGAGAUGAACUCCUUAUCGAAGACAGGUGAUAGUAUGGACGAUGAAUAUCCUACCGACACUGAUGAUAGCAUGGAUGAAGAUAAAGAUGAUGAUUCUACAAAGGAUUACUCAAGUGACAAUGAAUCAAUAAAUGAAGACAAUGACCUCAAUGAAAGUACAGACGAUGAAAUCGUUAAGAAAUGUGACAUGAUCGUACAAAGUCUUAAGUACUGA